Molecule: messenger RNA, 2112 nt
Organism: Macroventuria anomochaeta
Lineage: Eukaryota; Fungi; Ascomycota; Dothideomycetes; Pleosporales; Didymellaceae
Product: splicing factor, CC1-like protein
Exons: 4
Coding region: 259-1947 (562 amino acids)
Biological process (GO): mRNA processing
Cellular component (GO): nucleus
Molecular function (GO): RNA binding
Source: RefSeq, a predicted model, not a curated record
UCCACCACCGACUGCAGGGUUUUGCGCGCAUCAACAAGCACACUAUACCUGGGACGAGACUCCAUAUGGUCAAUUGUCGCCGAAAAUCUUGCUUGGAAUACUAGCUGCCUUCCGCACACGCUCAGUCCGCAAUAUAAUAUUUCAGCCUCAAGGCUUACCGAAACCACUUCGUACAACGCACUGCGCCUGCCCCGUGAUUGCGCUCAGCACUACCGACCGACGCAACUUAUCGAGAGCUAGGACUCAACCGACACCAGAAUGACCUCAGGCGCUAUGGAUGUCGAUGCACUCCUCGAGGAGGCUGCCCGCGAUGUAGAGAAGACCCGCGAGGCACAAGCGAAUGACGAGGCCCGUGACUCGGACGCCCGCAAGGACGACCGCCAUGGCGACCGCCGUGACCGACACAGUGACCGUCGCGACCGCAGCAGAGAUCGCGGUGACCGCCGAGGCGAUAGGCGUAGGAGCCGCGACCGAGACCACCGCCGACGAGACGACAGCCGCCCCCGUUCGAGCAGAGGUGACGCUGAUGACAGAUACCGACGCAGCAGCUCGCGCGACCGAUACCGCGGAGGACGAAGGGACCGAGGCGGUGACUACUACAGCGGUGGAGGACGCGCUCGCUCGCGCUCCCCCCGCGGUGACAAGCCACGCCGUGAGAGGGAAAGAUCUGGCGAUCGUCAGCGUGGUGGUGAGGAGCGCAAAGGAGGCCGCCGUGAGAAGACCGCUACUCCAGAAGCUACAGAAGACGAUCGUGACAAGCGUACUAUCUUCGUUCAGCAGAUCUCCCAGCGUGCUGAGACACGCCAUCUACGCUCCUUCUUCGAGGCUAUUGGACCUGUCGUCGAAGCCCAAAUUGUCAAAGAUCGAGUCACUGGUCGCUCAAAGGGCGUUGGUUACGUUGAGUUCAAGGACGAAGAGUCCGUUCCUAAGGCUCUGGAGCUGACUGGACAGAAGCUGAAAGGUGUUCCUAUCAUUGCGCAGCUUACAGAAGCCGAGAAGAACCGCGCAGCUCGACCAUCUGAGGGAGGUGCUGCACCAGGCGCCAACGGUGCUCCGUUCCACCGUCUCUACGUUGGCAACAUCCAUUUCAGUGUUACCGAGAAGGAUUUACAGGAGAUUUUCGAGCCCUAUGGUGAGCUUGAGCAGGUCAUCCUCCAGCGGGAUGAGAUGAACCCCGGUCGAUCGAAGGGUUACGGUUUCGUUCAGUUUGUUGACCCCAAUAAUGCUAAAGAUGCAUUAGCAGAGAUGAACGGCUUCGAGCUCGCUGGCCGCCAAAUUCGAGUUGGUCUCGGUAACGACAAGUUCACGCCGGAAUCAACAGCUACUCUGUUGCGUACCUUCAACCAGCAGGCGCAGAGCUACCAGGGUUCUGCAUUUAGCGGCGCUGGUGGCCGUGGCGCCUAUGCUGGAGGCUCUGGUGGUGUCUUCGAUCGCACCCACAGCAAGGAUGACCGAGGCGUUAGCGGCGCCUCUGCUCUUGAUGAUACCGACGUUGCUGGAGUCAACUUCAAGACCUACGAUCGUUCCAAGCUAAUGGACGCGCUAGCUCGUCGUGACCCAGCAGAACCCGCGAAACAGGGUGCUGCACCUGUUGUCAGCAAGCCCCGUGCUCCAGUUGUUGACAAGCCCAUGGCUUCGAAGUGCAUCAAGAUCGAGAACGCUUUCGAUGCUGACGAGGAACAGAGGAACUGGGGAAAUAACUGGGUCAAGGACCUCGAAAACGAAGUCAAGGUCGAGUGCGACAAGAAGUACGGCAAAGUCGUCCAUAUCGCCGUUGACCCGAACACCGAAGGUGACAUCUACGUCAAGUUCGACUCAGUCUCUGGUGGUGAGAAAGCUCUUCAAGGUCUUAACGGUCGCAGUUUUAACCACCGCACGAUCAUGGCCUCAUACGUUGUCGACAAGAUCUACAAUUCCCUCUGGGGUGCCGCCGCAAGCAGAUUCUAGGCGAAGCGAAUCAGACCCGAACGGUACGUUGUCUUUAUUCAGAUUGCUUUCGCAUGACGAAUAUUGGUUGGCGUUACAUUUUCUUCAUUCUCGGAAGCGUUGGACUUGGAUUGAGUAGCAUGAACUGGGGCGAUACUUUACUUGGUGUACAGGUCCGCACAAUCC